This is a messenger RNA of Spizellomyces punctatus DAOM BR117, 629 nucleotides long. RefSeq names its product RING-box protein 1. Gene Ontology annotation, molecular function: cullin family protein binding; zinc ion binding; ubiquitin protein ligase activity. Bases 79 to 450 code for a protein of 123 amino acids. The transcript is spliced from 6 exons. Gene Ontology annotation, cellular component: cullin-RING ubiquitin ligase complex; nucleus. Gene Ontology annotation, biological process: ubiquitin-dependent protein catabolic process; protein ubiquitination. The record is from RefSeq and is a predicted model, not a curated record. NCBI's taxonomy places the organism in Eukaryota, Fungi, Chytridiomycota, Chytridiomycetes, Spizellomycetales, Spizellomycetaceae.
UCGUUUGCCAUCUCACGGUCGCCAGAGAUUGCCCACAGCUGAACAAGAGACUUCUUUAUAAAUCCGUUCUCUUUCAAAAUGGCUACGCCGGCAGACGUGGACGAGGUGAUGGAUGUGAGUGAAGACACUGCCGUUUCCAAAGUAGCCAAGGGAAAGGGAAAGGAUGUCUCUGGCGGGAAGAAGAGAUUUGAAGUUAAAAAGUGGAAUGCUGUUGCACUCUGGGCUUGGGAUAUUGUGGUUGAUAACUGCGCCAUUUGCCGAAACCAUAUCAUGGACCUCUGCAUAGAAUGUCAAGCAAAUCAAGCUUCUGCGACAAGUGAAGAGUGUACCGUCGCGUGGGGCAUUUGUAAUCAUGCCUUCCAUUUCCACUGCAUCUCGAGAUGGCUAAAAGCUCGUCAAGUGUGUCCAUUGGAUAAUAGGGAGUGGGAGUUUCAGAAGUACGGCCGUUGAUGAUCUGUUUCGGUCAUUUUAUUAUUGGGAUUUUUUGAUAUAUUUGUACAGUUGCAAUAUAUGUGAUUCUGCGAUGUUGCUUUUCUGCUCAUUGAGUAUGUAGGGUUGGCACUCCAUUGUUAUUCAAAGUACCCCUGAAGAGUACUGUCCUCUUGCUGAGUGUUUUUCAAAAAGAAGCA